Symsagittifera roscoffensis is the source of this 1137-nucleotide messenger RNA. RefSeq lists its product as uncharacterized. The transcript is spliced from 8 exons. Lineage: Eukaryota; Metazoa; Xenacoelomorpha; Acoela; Convolutidae. Bases 146 to 976 code for a protein of 276 amino acids. The record is from RefSeq and is a predicted model, not a curated record.
GUUUUUCAAGUGGUAUCUUGACUUUCAACACUACUUAAAGCUUGACAACGUUGUAAAACAAAGUGUUGGUUCCAAUUGCAUCUAGAGAUCUGCUUUUUUUCAUUUUCCUUUAUCCUAGUUUCAGCCUCGAACGGUUUGGAAGCUAAUGAAUAUGAAGAGUUUUGGUACUAUGAAGUUUCUAUCAAUAGCAGUUCUGCUGCUUUUGUGUAUCAAGGAAACAAUGGCGGAGGGACAUCUUCCUUGUACUGAAGAAUGCCUGGACGGAUUUGAGAAAGUUGCAGGUCUGCCCCAUUGCUACAAAAUGCUGAUUGAGCUGGGUCCAGUGAGUCAAGACAAGGCAGUGACUGCAUGUGGGUACGAGGGAGGCUCUACUGUUGUCACUUUUGACAACAAGGGCGACGAUCAAGUGUUGCGAAACUAUUUCUGGGACAAAUAUCAGGAGAGGAUGCUCCUCAACCCUGCCUACCUGCAGCAGAGUGGCUUCUGGACUGGCUACGUGCGCUUCUUCGGCGAUGUAUCCAACCCCUACAUCAAUUUGUACACAGGCAGCCCCAUGAACACGAGCUUUUUCGCCCCUAGACAACCAGAUGACCGAAUUCUGGGAGCGAAAGGAGGAGAGGCUUGUGUGUGCAGGAAAGAGUUCAGCAUGGAGGAGCUGAGCUGGGACAGAGGCAAGGGUCUGGACGACUACACUUGCUCCUUCCCCAACUGGGUCAUCUGCAGGCACCGCAAUGUCUAUGCGCUGAACCUGGAAGCGUGGAACUCUGCGCUGAUGUAUGGCGUGCAGUUGCCUGAAGACGGAACCUGCAGGCUGGACUGGAAAAACCAAAACUAUUAUCAGCUGACCGCGAUGAAGGAAAAACGACUGAGGAAGGGCUAUCCAGGAGCUCAGGAGCUCGUCGACCAUUACGAGGAGAUUCUCCGCACUGACGCCAUAAAAUCACCGAAUUGCACCAAGCAGAAUCUUGAACGUUAAAAAUAGCAACACCAGGUGUAAUAACUGACAGCCUCAAAAACCACUGACUCAACAUUGACUUCAACUAAAUAUCUACCAAGCUGAUUUUUAAAUUAUUCGGCCAAAAUAUCAGAAAAAAAAAGUUCUUCUCGAUUUGGGAUAAUUUUACAAAAAAAAGCAUG